CCGACCAAUUUCCCGCCAAAUCUACCCCCAAAAUAAUACUCUUUCGCUCACUUUCAUCCGUCAUUUCCCUCCCACAAACCCCCUAAAACCUCAUUUUCUCUCUCCAAAAACUCAAGAAUGGCGUCCGACUCUUCUCCAGGCGGCAACAUCAAUGGAGGCCCUUCAUCACCAGAUGACUUCACAUCUAGUCCAAUUGGAAAUACAUUGUCGUCUCCGGGCGAAGGCGGCCGAACCACCCGCCGUAGCCAGAGAGCCACUUCAUCAAACACAUCGACGCCACUUCGAUCUAGACUAAACCCUUCAAGUGAAGCUAGAACCCCUUCUUCUACUGGGUCUCGCCGAAGGGGCGGCCGUCGUCAGGGUCUAACUCCAUCGACUCCUGUGGCACCGACUCCGGCCUCGUCCGAGGCAGGGGAGGGGUUCGACAAUGAUGAUGCUCCACCAAUGUACGUGUGGGGGACUAAUAUUAGUGUUCAGGAUGUUAAUGGGGCGAUUUUAAGAUUUUUGAGGAACUUUAGGGAUGCUCCUGUUGAUUUAGAGAGUGGAGAGUUUGAAGGGAAGUAUAUGAGAUCGAUUCGGAGAGUGAUUGAGAUUGAAGGUGAUUGGCUUGAUGUUGAUGCACACCAUGUGUUUGAUUAUGAUCCUGAUUUGUAUAAUAAGAUGGUGAGGUACCCUCUUGAAGUUUUGGCGAUUUUCGAUAUUGUUCUGAUGGAUAUUGUUGCCAAGGUUAAACCCCUUUUUGAUAAGCACGUUCAAGUUAGGAUCUACAAUCUCAAAACUUCUAGUUGUAUGAGGAAUUUGAAUCCUUCUGACAUUGAGAAGAUGGUAUCUUUGAAGGGGAUGGUAAUUCGAUGUAGUUCGAUAAUUCCUGAAAUCCGAGAAGCGGUUUUUAGGUGUCUUGUAUGUGGAUAUUUCACUGAUUCUCUUGUUGUUGACCGAGGAAGAGUUAGCGAGCCUCCUGCCUGUGUGAGGGAAGAAUGCAAGGCAAAAAACUCCAUGACUCUUGUUCACAAUAGAUGCAGGUUUGCUGAUAAGCAGAUUGUGCGGCUCCAAGAGACACCAGAUGAGAUUCCUGAUGGAGGGACGCCUCACACAGUGAGCUUGUUGUUGCAUGACAAACUGGUGGAUUCAGCGAAGCCUGGUGACCGGGUUGAGGUCACUGGAAUUUUUAGGGCAAUGAGUGUUAGAGUUGGACCUGCACACAGAACUGUGAAGUCAUUGUUCAAGACUUUUAUUGAUUGUCUCCACAUAAAGAAAACCGACAAGUCAAGGAUGCAGAAUGAAGAUCCCAUGGAGGUAGAGAUGGGCUCAAGCGGUAAUGAAGAGGAUUUGAAUGUGGACUAUCAAAAGAAGGUGGAUCGAUUGAAGGAGUUGUCAAAACUGCCUGACAUAUAUAACCGACUAACAAGAUCAUUGGCACCAAAUAUUUGGGAGCUUGAUGAUGUUAAGAAAGGCCUUCUUUGUCAGUUGUUUGGUGGUAGUCAAUUGAAGAUGGCAUCUGGAGCUAGUUUCCGUGGUGACAUCAAUAUUCUUCUUGUUGGUGAUCCUGGGACAAGCAAGUCACAACUGCUUCAGUAUAUCCAUAAGCUAUCUCCUCGUGGGAUAUAUACGAGUGGAAGAGGAAGCUCGGCUGUUGGAUUGACUGCCUAUGUUGCCAAAGAUCCUGAAACUGGGGAAACUGUUUUGGAGAGUGGCGCCCUUGUUUUGAGUGAUAGAGGCAUAUGUUGCAUUGAUGAAUUUGACAAAAUGUCUGAAAGUGCACGGAGCAUGUUACAUGAGGUGAUGGAACAACAAACAGUUUCAAUUGCAAAGGCUGGAAUCAUUGCUUCCCUUAAUGCUAGAACCUCGGUACUGGCUUGUGCAAAUCCCAGUGGUUCACGUUACAAUCCUCGCUUAUCUGUUAUUGACAACAUUCAUCUCCCCCCUACCUUACUGUCAAGGUUUGAUUUGAUAUAUUUGAUACUUGACAAAGCUGAUGAACAAACAGACAGGCGCCUUGCAAAGCAUAUAGUUGCUCUUCACUUUGAAGACCCAGAGAGUAUACAACAGGAUUUCCUAGACAUUCAAACAUUAACUACUUACGUGAGUUAUGCAAGAAAAAACAUUCAUCCACGGUUGUCUGAUGAAGCUGCUGAAGAAUUGAUACGUGGAUAUGUUGAGAUGAGAAGGAGAGGAAACUUUCCAGGAAGUAGUAAGAAGGUUAUAACUGCAACACCUAGGCAGCUGGAGAGUUUAAUACGACUUAGUGAAGCACUGGCACGGAUGCAUUUCUCUGAAUGGGUUGAGAAGCGAGAUGUGACUGAAGCUAUUCGGCUAUUAGAAGUUGCAUUGCAACAAUCAGCAACUGAUCAUGCCACAGGAACCAUAGAUAUGGAUUUAAUUACAACUGGAGUAUCAGCAAGUGAAAGGAUGAGACGUGAACAAGUGUUGUCUGCAACCCGCAAUGUAAUUAUGGACAAGUUGCAACUUGGCGGACCAGCAAUGCGCACAUUAGAGUUACUUGAAGAGUUAAAGAAGCAGAGUUCUGGUGCUGAAUUUCACCUUAAUGAUCUCCGGAAUGCAUUAUCAACUCUAGCAACUGAGGGAUUUGUAUCUGUUCACGGUGAUAGUGUAAAGAGAGUAUAGAAAAGGAGGGUUUGCAGCAAACUUCAGAAGCGGAAAAAUACUGAUUAAGGAAACAGUUGAACAGCACCACCCUUAAAUUUAACAUGUAGAAGUCUCAUUUCAUUUUAGUGACACUAGUUCAUUGUAAAGGCUGAAAGGUUCCUGCAAAAUUUGUUACCAUUCGAAUCCCAUGGCAUGACAGUUUUGUGACUAUCUCAAUGUUUUCGGGAAUUCUCAUUAUUAAAUAGUUCAUGUGUUUGAAA
Molecule: messenger RNA, 2867 nt
Organism: Spinacia oleracea (spinach)
Lineage: Eukaryota; Viridiplantae; Streptophyta; Magnoliopsida; Caryophyllales; Amaranthaceae
Product: DNA replication licensing factor MCM4
Exons: 18
Coding region: 118-2625 (835 amino acids)
Biological process (GO): DNA replication; double-strand break repair via break-induced replication; mitotic DNA replication initiation
Cellular component (GO): nucleus; MCM complex
Molecular function (GO): ATP binding; single-stranded DNA helicase activity; single-stranded DNA binding
Source: RefSeq, a predicted model, not a curated record